CAGUGACAUUCCACUACAACAGAGAAAAUUAAGAAAAAAAUAAGGUAGAUUGAAUUCCUCCUACUUUCUCAUCAUCAACUUAAAAAAAAAAAAUCAUGAAAAUCAGAGGCGAAACUAACGUGAUGAGCAGAAAGAAGUCCUCAGCAGAUCCUUCGUCGCCGGCGAGAAUAAGCGGAAAAUCCUAGCCGGAAACCUCACAUUCAUUCUGCUUCUUCAUCUCAAACAAGUUCAGUUCAGGUGACUUUACAUAACAGACCCUUUUCGAAUCUGUAAAGCAUGAGACAGAGAAAGAGUGCUCAUAUUGUGGAUGACAAAGAUAGGCUUGAAAAUCCUAAUGCUUUCGAACGAGAUAAAUCGACAACCUCAAGCUCUAGUCUAACUUUUUCAUCAAGGCGAAUUUUUGUGACUUGUUUGGCUCUGCGUAUGGCAAAUUCUUUACUUGUGCAAACAUACUUUAACCCAGAUGAACAUUGGCAAGCCCUAGAAGUUGCACAUCGUAUUACAUUUGGAUAUGGACAUUUGACAUGGGAAUGGAAAAAAGGGAUUCGUAGCUAUUUGCACGCAAUGGUGUUUGCUUUCCUUUACAGAAUUCUUGCCUUAUUUCAUCUUGAUACCCCAUUGUUCAUGAUUAAAGCUCCACGGCUGUUGCAGUCCCUGUUUGCUGCAGUUGGUGAUCUUUACGUAUACAAACUCUCUCAUGUCCUAUUUGGUGGCCAUGUUGCACAAUGGGCACUCUUUUCACAGUUGACAAACUGGUUUAUGUUUUUCUGUUUCACUCGUACUUUAUCAAAUAGUUUGGAGACUGUUCUUACACUUGUGGGCCUUUACUAUUGGCCCUGUAUAAGAGCUUCUUCUAGUGAAGUUCCCAUGGUUUCAAGAAAGUGGGGAUUGGUUGUAGCAGCAUUAGCAUGUGCUAUUCGACCAACAAGUGCCAUUACAUGGGCUUACGUUGGCCUUUUGGAGUUGCUCGUGGCACGUGAUAGACUAAAGUUCAUUUUUCUUGAGGUGGUCCCUGUUGGGGUACUGGUGCUGACGCUUGCAUGGUCACUGGAUCGUUUGAUGUACGGCUCGUGGGUCCUAGUGCCUCUUAAUUUUUUGAAGUUCAAUUUUCUUUCCUCUGGUGGAGACUACUAUGGAACUCACAAAUGGCACUGGUACUUCACUCAGGGAUUUUCUGUUAUGCUUUUUACUUUCCUACCAUUUUCCAUAGCUGGCAUUAUCCUGUCUAAACAAUGGAAGCUGUCUGGGCUUAUUGCAUGGGUUUUAGGGCUUUACAGUGUACUAGGUCACAAAGAAUUCAGGUUUGUACUUCCUGUGCUUCCAAUAGCUCUGAUGUUCUCUGGGUAUUCGUUAGCAACAAUCGGAAGGUCAGAUUCACCACACAAUAGAAGGAAAGGAUCUCCAAGCAUUCAUACAAAAUGCCCCUCGAAAAAGCAUUGGGUGAUCAUUUUCCUGUUUGCUACCAAUCUUCCAAUGGCAUUAUAUAUGAGUUUGGUUCAUCAGAGAGGAACUGAAGAUGUCAUGAACUAUCUCUCCAAAGAGGCUCGUAAUGAAAAAGUGGAGAGUAUCCUUUUCCUGACGCCUUGCCAUGCCACACCUUAUUACUCUACUCUUCAUCGCAACCUUCCCAUGCGUUUCUUAGACUGUUCACCGAGUGAAGAGAAAGGAGUCCUAGAUGAGUCGGACCGUUUCAUGAUGGAUCCUGUUGGUUUUGCAUCCGAAUUUGCAAAAAAUUGGUCUUUACCAAGUCAUAUCGUUCUAUUUGAUUCACAGGAAAAACUACUCAAGGACUUUCUAAAAUCUCAUUCUUUCCAAGAGAAAAGAAGGUUUUUUCAUGCUCACUUCAAGGUUGACCGAGAUCUUCAAGCAUCUGUUGUUGUAUAUGCUUUCAAAGGCCAGUAAGUUUCACCUUAUAAUGCAUACGAAUCCAGUCUUCAUCACCUGAUCCAUUUGAUACACAUUGAAAAACAUGUUUUCUUUCUUUUGGAUGUUUUAGUCGUUUUUUUUUGCUUUCCACCUACCUUUUCAUCAAUGUCAUAAUGUGGAAAUCAAUGAAGUUUUGAGAGAUCUUCUUGUUUGAAUGCUUCAACAUUUACUUGAUUUUACUGAAUUCUACUGACAGAAGAGUGAACUUUUUUUCCCUUUAGUAAUUUAUUCUUGCUUAGUAAGUGACAA
Camellia sinensis is the source of this 2175-nucleotide messenger RNA. Its product is annotated as Alg9-like mannosyltransferase family. The record is from RefSeq and is a predicted model, not a curated record. Lineage: Eukaryota; Viridiplantae; Streptophyta; Magnoliopsida; Ericales; Theaceae. Gene Ontology annotation, biological process: GPI anchor biosynthetic process. Gene Ontology annotation, cellular component: endoplasmic reticulum membrane. Gene Ontology annotation, molecular function: alpha-1,2-mannosyltransferase activity.